AAACAGCAUAUGGAACGCGUACUGAGCGCGGACUGAUGUAUUGUUCAUCAAAGUAUUGUAGUCUCGGACAGUUUUAAUUUGAUCGAAACUGGAAAUGUUUUUAUGAAGAAGUAAACGGGUGCCAGUGAUCUCCAGUUUCAACCUGUUGUGAUUGCAUUGUGAUUGUUUUGGCCACGGCGAAUUCUGCAAAAAUCGUUCAUCAUGACUGAGAUGACAAGAUACAAACGAACGGAUUUCGAAGAAGAAGGAAGCGAAACUGGGAGUGUGGCUUCUGUGAAUUUAAGCGUGCAAGAUGGAAUUACCUUCCAAAAUCCAGGGAGAACUUAUCAAACAUACUCUUGUCCAGUUUUUGGUCGCGGAUUCGUGACACCCUUGGAGAAAUUUCUUUGCGCCAUUGUGUUCGGCCUUUGCUCCCUGAUCAUGGUCAUGGUAGUAUUAAUGGCCCUGAAAGACCAUGGCCACCUGCGAGUGUUUCCAGAUCAGAUCGACGAUGUUGAACGGUCGGAAUUCCAUGGGGGAAUAGGCCCAGUGAAGUCCAAAGUAUGCAUGACGGAGGAAUGCGUUACAAUUUCGGCGGAAAUCCUGGCAAGGAUGAACACGUCGAUAGAUCCCUGUCAAGAUUUUUAUCAAUAUGCUUGCGGCGGUUGGCUCGAGAAAAAUCCUUUGCCUCCGGGAAAAGCCAUGUGGGGCACAUUCUUUCAAGUCCAAGAUAAAAAUCAACUCAUCCUAAAAUACGCAUUGGAUACUCCUUUGGAAGAGAUGAAAAGUGAGGCUGAGCGGAAGGCAAAGCUGUACUUUCAGUCUUGCGUUGAUGCAGACGGAAAGCGUGAAACUAUCGGAGGUGCUCCCCUGAUCGCAAUUUUGGACGAACUCGGCGGUUGGAACGUAACCAGUGAUUCCUUCAACGCGGCUGGUUGGGAUUUCCAGAAGACGAUUCGUUUAAUACAUAACAAGUACUAUCUUGGUGGUUUAUUCCGAUGGGCGGUCGGAAUCGAUGACAAAAACUCGUCAAAAUUCGUGAUAGAGCUCGAGCAAGGAGGAUUAACUCUGCCAAACCGAGAUUAUUAUCUCAACAAAUCCAUUGAAGGGGAUUCAACUCUUUCAGCGCUGCUGAGCUACAUGACGGAAGUUGGAGUUUUGUUGGGUGGAAAAAGAGAUAAUGUGAGGUAUCAGAUGAUCGAAGUCAUCAAGUUCGAGCAGCGUUUGGCAGAAAUAACCAUGCCUGAAGAUCAGAGGAGAGACAUGGAGAAGAUCUACCAGAAAAUGCCAUUACGUGUCCUGAAAAAGCAUGCGCCGUUCGUCGAUUGGGUGAAAUACUUCAAUUCCGCAUUUGGGUUGGUGAAGCAAAAUGUCGACUUAGACACACAGGUGGUGGCGUACGAUUUGGACUACCUGAAAAAACUCAACGGGAUUUUGUCUGGAAUGCUAUCAAAAGCCGAAAGGCUGGAUAAGGGAAUAGUGCUGAGCAACUACUUGAUGUGGCAGGUGGCUAGUGCCAUGACCCGAGUACUCUCGCAAGAUUUUCGCCAAGCUCGUAAAGUUCUUGCUAAGGCAUUGCUGGGUGAGACGGAAUCCGAAGAAAGGUGGCGGGAAUGUGUGGGUGAUACUGAUGGUACAAUGGGGUUCGCUACUGGAGCCAUGUUCGUUCGUCGGGCUUUUGACGAAUCCGCUCGAGAGAAGGCUGAAAAUAUGAUCGAACGAAUUCGAUACGCAUUCGAGAAGAGUCUGAAAGAACAAAACUGGAUGGACUCUCGAACGAUGCAAGCAGCAGUAGAGAAGGCUUCGGCCAUUACUUAUAUGAUCGGCUACCCGGCCUUCAUCACGGAUCCUCUCGAGCUUGACAAGAAGUACGCAGAUGUAAACAUCAGUGCUGAUGACUACUUUCAAAACAACAUCGUUCUCGGUCAACAUGCUUUGAAAGAGAAUCUCAAGCUUUUGAACAAACCUGUCAACAAAACAAUGUGGAGCAUGACGCCAGCGCAGGACAAUGCCUAUUACGCAUCUGCAAUGAAUCAGAUGGUGAUCCCGGCGGGAAUUUUGCAACCACCCUUUUAUUCUCCAGCGAUUCCCCACUUGCCUUUGAACUAUGGCGGAAUCGGAGUUGUCAUAGGUCAUGAAUUGGUUCAUGGAUUCGAUGAUCAAGGAAGAGAAUAUGACAAGAAUGGAAAUUUGCAUCAAUGGUGGGAAACUGAUGCGAUUGAAAACUUCAAAGGAAAAGCCGCGUGUUUCGAAACGCAGUACGACAAUUACGGUCUCAAUGGACGUCAGACCCUCGGUGAAAAUUUGGCCGACAAUGGCGGUUUGCACGCUGCGUACCGAGCUCUAGAGCAUUGGUUGCGGGAACAUCCUGAAGAGGAGCAUGCGGGUCAAUUGCCUGGGCUGCCUUUAUCGCCCCGGCAGCUAUUUUUCCUCGGCUUUGGCCAGGUUUGGUGUUCAACGGCAACAGCUGAAGCAGACAAGCUGACGAGGCUGAACGAUGCACAUUCAGUGUCGGAGUAUCGAGUUCGUGGCCCACUGUCCAAUUCGAAGGAGUUUGCGUCUGCCUUCCGCUGUCGCGAAGGUCACGGGAUGAAUCCGAAAGCUAAAUGUAGUAUUUGGUGAGGUCAACAAAACUCGCUUUGUUGUUCCACGUUUGUUUGUUCCCGGUGUUCAGAACCGCAUUCGGUAAGUUGUGAACGCGAUGAAAGAAAAGCGUGGAGGUGGAGUUCAGGGGGUUCAUGAGCCGUGAGUUGAACAAGAGUUCACACGAUCGCUCUCUAAGUGUGCGUCCGUUUUAUCCGUGCUUUUUUUUUCAUUUAACUGUGCAUGUUUCUUCGAGAAUUGCGCAAUCGAAUCGAAACGUUGCUAGUUCUUAUGGGAACAAUUUUUGCUAAUCGUGGCGAGUCGGCGUUUUUAGCGGAUUUGCUUAACAUAGUAUGCUAUGGAAGAGUGGCGGGAGUACUGCAUUAUUUUUUCGAGAAACAAGUUGACGAUAAUUGUUGGCUUCUUCCGCUUCAUUCCAUGUGCUGUGUAGGAAAUAUUAGUUCCGGUUUUUUUUUUAAUAUUGCGAUCGUUAUACUUAGGGUCGGUUUGCGUGGAGAUUUUAAAUGAGCAUUCUCAACAAUCGACUUAUUGGUAGCUUAGCUAGUCAUGCAUAUUGCUUUAGUUUUUAAUUUACGAAGGGUGUCCAAGCUGCAUUAAAGUCUUCUGAAAGACUUUUCAACUUCGUCCUAUUCCAUAAUUAACCGCCAUUGUUUGGUUAGAUGUCACUGUCGUUGACGAUUUAAUAUAUUUUACAGUUAGUCAUCCCGAAGUCCAUUAGUUUCUGGUGUUCUUGGUUUUGGUUUUCAUGAGCGUUGUGACGGUUGGAAAUUUCAAGUGAUUGGCUUCCAGGUUAUAUGCUUUCAAAAUGGUGACACUUGUUUUUCUGCAUUAGGAAAUUCUUUUCAAGCCUUUCCGAAUUGCUCGCCGUGAAGUUCACUGCGUUUCUGCCUUUGUUUCAUCCAGAAUCUGAAAAGAUCCUGUCUUUUUUCUCAAGUAAAAUCCUUUUGGACGACCCAUAUUUACAGAUCGAUCUCCUGGGUCUAAAGUUGGUCUUGUUCCUAACUUGAAGAAAUGCUGUUUAGCAUAAUCGAGAUUCUUGCCGUAAUUCUAGUGAUCUGUGUAUGCAUGUAGAAUGCGCUUUAUUGCCUUCAAAUACGAUGGUCUCGUUGAAACGUGUGGCAAAAAAUAAUUAUACCGGUAUUCCAAGAUACCAUAUAUUUACGUUUAUUCGCGUCAUCAAGAAGAAAGUACGCCGAGUGAACGCGAAUAACUAGAUAAGACAAGAGGGAAUGUGUAACUAGUGUAUUGAAAAAUAUUGAACUCUUUCCGUAACUUUUGUGUUCCAGGGUAUUCAGAAUUUAUCGUCUAGAACGCCAUUGCUGUGUGAUACGUGUUUUUUUGUGUAUUUUUCGGCUGCUUUGAAAAAGAUAUCGGGGGGAAUGACGCGUGGAGAUUGAUGCAGAGUUUUUUUAAAGAUGUUUUGUUUUAGGAUUGCAAGAUAUUAAACUCGGUGGUAAUUUCAGCAGCUUUCAGCGAAAAAUUGUUGGUUUUUGGUCGUCAAUAGCGUAUUACCGAUUUUGUUGCUUGUGUGAGUGAUGAAUGUUGAUUGAGUCUUCCUGGUAAACUCGUGUUGCAUUUUUUUUUCUUCGUGUUUAUGAAGGCUAACCGGCGAAAUCAGUCCUGGCGGAAUCGAAACUCCGAGAUAUUUAUAGCCUUUUAAAAAUUUGAAAGGAGGGCAUGCAGGGUUGAUGGUAAAUAAGGCAUUUGGCGCAGAUCUAGUCGUUUUGCGGCGUGAAAGUACUUGAGAAACAGAAAAGAUGAAAGGAGUUGUCUUAAA
Molecule: messenger RNA, 4360 nt
Organism: Notodromas monacha
Lineage: Eukaryota; Metazoa; Arthropoda; Ostracoda; Podocopida; Cyprididae
Source: the annotation of a GenBank genome assembly